Molecule: messenger RNA, 198 nt
Organism: Prunus armeniaca (apricot)
Lineage: Eukaryota; Viridiplantae; Streptophyta; Magnoliopsida; Rosales; Rosaceae
Source: the annotation of a GenBank genome assembly
AUGGGGGCCAAAAUCACCGCAAUGAGGAAACUUAGCGCAAGCAGGAUCAGACCGAACCUGAACGAAGGGGCAGCUGAGAGAGAGGGAGGGGGAGCCAGAUGCGCGGGCCUCUACAUGGAGAAUGAAAGGCCAGGACGGAGGAAGGCGGUUGAGAAGUAUUGCGUUCCUCAGCAGACAAGAUGUCCGCUCGGGAAGUGA